Molecule: messenger RNA, 4253 nt
Organism: Brassica rapa (field mustard)
Lineage: Eukaryota; Viridiplantae; Streptophyta; Magnoliopsida; Brassicales; Brassicaceae
Product: receptor-like protein 32
Molecular function (GO): protein binding
Source: RefSeq, a predicted model, not a curated record
UCGGCAAGUUUGUAAAAUACUUUGGUUUUCGGUUAAUUGGUUAGUUUAUUUAUUUAUUUUUUAAAAAAUUGUUAACCAAAUUUUUGAACUGAAAUUACCUAAAUUUAACCAAAAUAUAAUCGAAACAAAAAUUCAGUCAUUUUGGUAAAAAAGAAAAAUUAAACCGGACUAACAAAAUACUGAAAAGAACUGACCCAAACUUUUUUCCGAGUCAAACCGAAAUAUCCAAAUUCUGAACUGCCCUACUUGAAUUACUUAAACUGCUAGAACCCACAUGCCUAGGCUCACCUUUGAGUGUACUUUGAAUAGCUCAAAUAAGGUUGAUUAGACCAUGAGACAUUUGGUGAACACAAACUAAAUUAUACGCAUACGUGACACGCCAUGCAUAGCCAGUAUGGUUUAGUUUCGUUUUAAAGACAUGUUCGGAUAUGUAGAUUAUAUAGGGGGUUGCAAAACGAAUUAUCCCGUUCAAUUUAGCUCACCUUAUGAUGAGUUCAAAUCUUUCAUAGCUCAAAAGUUUCAUGAAGGCGUUGUGGAAAAAAUAUUUAUUAUUAGAUUAACUCUUCCUAUAUUUCUUUGAUCAAGCAUAAUUGAGUCUUCGUGAUUGUACUGUUUACAUUGGGGUCCUCGCGUUCGUGGCUUGGGGUCCUCACGUCUCUAGGCCAUUGACCGGUUUGGCGCUCUCGAAGUCUGUAUAGCGGGUUUUGGAUCGGUUUUCAAUAGUUUGUGUUCUAAAUCCCUUCUUCGAUAGCGUUUGUGUGUUAUGGAGGUGACGGUUAUAAGUUUCGAGAAGAUCAUCGAGACCUAGCUACUCCAUAGACGACACGGGAACUCCCGGCAUCCGAGACGACAAGGAGAACCUCACUUUUUCGUGAUCAUCGAUGACGGUUGAGAACAGAAAUCGAUUUUUUAUGUUUGCUAAAAACAGACUAGCGGAAUGUGACGGGUUUAGUGGGUGGGCGAAGCUAAUAUUGUAAUUAGUAGACUAGGAAGCUUUUGUUUGAAUCGAGCUUGUAACCGAAACCUAUUCCCGUCUAUCGAGCUGAUUUAUAAUUUAUUUCUUCAAAAAAAAAAUUUGAGUCUUCGUGAUUGUACUGUUUACAUUUUUGUUAUUCUUCUCUUUUGUGGAAUAUGUUAGCUUGCAGUUGGUUUUAGACAAGGACAUAUGAACUUUCCAGUAAAACAACCAAAAUGUAUAAAAAUCGAGAAUUCAACACAAAAGACUUUUCACCUACCCUUUCCAACUUCAAGAAGACUUGGUAGAAAAACUAUUAGUGAGUCAACUUGAUUUAAUUUAUCUUUAUGCAAUAUAUUAUAUAAUUAUGUAUAUAUAAAUAGAUGGUCAUGCAAGUAUGCAACCAUAAUACCAUCUCAAAUUUUCAUCUCUGCUUUUUCAUUGUUAAUAUUCAGCCAAACUAUCAUAAAUAGAAGAAAAAAAAUGAAAGGCUCUUGGAAUUCAAGGAGUAUCAUUCAUAUUACUCUUCCUUCUCUUCUCUUUUUCAUUUAUAAUUUCACGGCCGUGUUUACAGCUCCUGCUCGACACUUGUGUCAUCCUGUACAAAGAGAUGCACUUCUCAAGUUCAAGAACGAGUUUGAGAUAAAGAAACCUUGUUUGGACGGCAUUCGUCCCAAGACGGAUUCAUGGGCAGUUAAUAUUGACUGUUGCGAUUGGGAUGGUAUCACAUGUGAUACCAAGUCUUGGGAAGUGAUCGAGCUAGACCUUAGUCGCAGCUGCCUCCAUGGUCGGCUUCAUUCCAAUAGCAGUCUUUAUAAGGUUAAAAACCUAACCACUCUCGACCUCUCACACAAUUAUUUUAGUGGUCACAUCUCACCUUCUAUUGGAAAUUUUUCUCAUCUUACCAUUCUCGACCUUUCUAAAAAUUAUUUUAGUGGUUGGAUCCCUUCUUCAGUUGGAAAUCUUUCACAUCUUACCAUUCUUGAUCUUUCUGGUAAUGAUUUCAUUGGUGAGUUGCCAUCUUUUGGCAGUAUGAACCAGUUGAACCUCUUAAGCGUUGAAUUCAAUAAACUUAGUGGCAACUUCCCACAUUCCCUUCUCAAUCUUGAAAUGUUAUCGGAUUUAUAUCUCUCCCACAAUCAAUUUACUGGCACACUUCCUUCUAACAUGAGUUCACUCUACAACUUGGAGUACUUUGAGGCAUGGGACAACUCUUUUAGUGGAACUCUUUCUUCUUCUCUAUUCACUAUUCCUUCUUUGACUUAUGUUGAUUUGAGAGAUAACCAACUCAAAGGUACUCUUGAAUUUGGCAAUAUAUCUUCACCAUCUAAACUAACAUCAUUAGUCCUUGGCGAUAACAACUUCAUAGGACCAAUCCCAAAAUCCAUUUCCAAAUUAGUAAACCUUCAAGACCUUGACCUUUCUCGUUUAAACACUCAAGGCCCGGUUGACUUUAGUGUCUUCUCGAAUCUCAAGUUGCUUCAACUUCUUAAUAUAUCCCAUUUAAACACCCCCACUACUGUUGACUUGAAUGCAAUCUUACACUCGAAUCUCAAGUCAAUCUUUUUACUGGAUCUCUCUGGGAACCAUGUUUCAACCACCAACAAAAGUUCAGGUGUGAAUCAUCAUUUGCAAAUGAUAAGCCAGUUGUACAUGUCAGGAUGCGGUAUCACCGAGUUUCCUGAGCUCUUAAGAACCCAAAAAAAAUUGAUGAAUCUUGACAUUUCCAACAACAAAAUCAAAGGUCAUGUUCCUGGAUGGCUAUGGACACUACCAACUUUGAAUUUUGUGGAUCUUUCCUACAACAUGUUCAUUGGUUUUGAAAGAUCAACGAAACUUGGACUAUCUAUGCAGUACUUGGUUGGCUCAAAUAACAAUUUCACGGGCGAGAUUCCCUCUUUCAUAUGUGAUAUGCGCUCUCUAAUCACUCUUGAUUUGUCUAGCAAUAACCUCAAUGGUGCCAUCCCUCAUUGUAUGGGAAACCUCAAGAGCAAUCUUUCAUUUUUAAACCUUCGUCAGAAUCAUCUUAGUGGAGAUCUUCCAAAUAACACAUUUGCAAGUCUAAGGUCGCUUGAUGUCGGGCAUAACCAACUCACGGGUAAGCUUCCAAGAUCUUUGAUCCAUUUCUCAACUCUUGAAGUUUUGAAUGUGGAAAGCAACAGAAUCAGUGACACCUUUCCUGUCUGGUUGAGUUCCCUAAAACAUCUUCAAGUUCUUGUCUUACGCUCCAAUGAAUUUCAUGGACCGGUACAUCAAGCCUCAUUUCCUACGUUGAGAAUCAUAGACGUAUCAGAUAAUCACUUCAAUGGAACUUUGCCUUCAAAUUACUUUGUGAACUGGAGUGCCAUGUCAUCACUUAAGGCUAACGAAGAUCGGUCUAAAGAAAAGUACAUGGGAGAUUCUUUUGGCUAUUAUCAUGACUCAAUGGUUUUGACGAAUAAAGGUAUAGAGAUGGAGCUGGUACGUAUUCUUAAAAUCUACACCGCACUCGACUUCUCCGGAAACAAGCUUGAAGGAGAGAUUCCACGGUCCAUCGGUGCAUUAAAAGAGCUUCAUGUGCUCAACUUAUCAUACAACGCUUUCACCCAUCACAUCCCAUCAUCUAUGGGAAACUUGACAGCUCUCGAGUCACUGGACGUUUCCCAAAACAAGCUUUCCGGAGAAAUUCCACAAGAGCUAGGGAGCCUCUCGUAUCUUUCCUACAUGAACUUUUCUCACAAUCAGCUUGUUGGUCUAGUACCAGGAGGCACUCAGUUUCGGAGACAAAAGUGCUCUUCGUACGAGGAGAACUCUGGACUCUUUGGUCCGGCUCUCGAUGAAGUUUGCAGAGAUAUCCACGCGCCUGCACCACAGCAGCAUGAAAAGUCGAAGCCAGAGGAAGAAAAAGAAGAGGUGGUGAGUUGGGUGGCAGCUGCGAUAGGAUUUGGACCUGGUGUUGUAUUUGGAUUGACGAUUGGGUACAUAUUGUUCUCAUGCAAACAAGAGUGGUUCAUGAACGUUUUUGGUCGAAACGAACGCAGAAGCUCCACAAUGCUAAAGGCUAAAAGCCGUUUUAAAACCCAAGCUGCUCGAAGAGGACAAUGAAUCAACCAAACCAAGUAAACUGCAGAGAAAGAAGCUUGCGGAGAAAGCAACCUAGCUCCCAAUAUUCUCGUUUUUGUUUUGAUAAAAAUAUUCUGGUUUUGUAUGUAGUUUGGUUUAUCAUGGUCUUAGUUUUCACUUUUCCGGCUUCGCUUAGUGAGUUUCUUUUUAUGUUUGUCUCUAUAUUAUGGCAAAAACCUGUUGAUUCAGAACAACA